Molecule: messenger RNA, 1030 nt
Organism: Canis lupus familiaris (dog)
Lineage: Eukaryota; Metazoa; Chordata; Mammalia; Carnivora; Canidae
Product: growth-regulated alpha protein-like
Exons: 4
Biological process (GO): chemokine-mediated signaling pathway; inflammatory response; cellular response to lipopolysaccharide
Cellular component (GO): extracellular region
Molecular function (GO): CXCR chemokine receptor binding; chemokine activity
Source: RefSeq, a predicted model, not a curated record
CUCGGCGCCGCGCGGCUGCUCCUGCUCCUGCUCCUGCUCCUGCUCCUGGGCCCCGCCGGCCGCCGCGCCGCAGGGGCGCCCGUGGUCGCCGAGCUGCGCUGCCAGUGCUUGCAGACCUUGCAGGGCAUCCACCUCAGGAACAUCCAGAACGUCCAGGUGACGCCCUCGGGCCCCCACUGCGCCCGAACCGAGGUCGUAGCCACUCUCAAGGACGGACGGGAGGUGUGUCUCAACCCCGAGGCCCCGCUGGUCAAGAGAAUGAUCCAGAAGAUGCUGAGCAACUCCAACUAACCAGAGGAAGGAGGAAGCUGAUGGGUGGCUGUACCUGAGUCAGGCCCUGCCCUUAAAGGAAUCAAAGAGGAAAAGUGGAAUCUUCGGCUCCCAGUGCCAUCUGAAUUGGGCUGCAUAUGUUUGAGCAUCUCCUAGGAGAGUUCUGCUAUGUAUUUAUUUAUUUAUUUAUCUGUUGGUAGGUUGGUUUCCAAGGAUUUCUGUGUUAACAUUUUACAUAUGAAAUAGUGAGGAUGUAAUUGAAUCCAUUUGUGCACCAUACCGUUAUUUUUUAUUAUUUUACGUUAAACCCAACCUAGUUCAAUCCUGAUGCUUAUUUAAUUUGAAGGUAGAAGGUUUGCAAAUAUUCUCCAGUUAUUAAAUGAAUACUUGUGAGGGGCCCACAGCAUGCCAGCCACUGUGACUGAAGCUGGGGAGAGGGGUUCAAGCAAAUAGAGAGUGAGGUCAUCGUGAGGUUGGGGAAUAUAUGUAUACCUCUAUUUUUAUGAUUGUUUAAAAGAGUGUCAGCUAUUAUUUAUAGAAAUAAUUUCACAGCAUGUGGUCAACAUUUCUCCUGUUGAAGCUUUAGGAACUACAGUGUUCUAAAUAUCCUUUGGACAUUCUAUGUCUUUCUUGUAAGGCACAAUGCCUUAUUUAGUGUUGAUUAUGCAUUAUUUCUGCAUAUCUUACAACAGAGAGGUUGAAACAUUUAUUGUUGUUUUUACAAAGAACUUGAAAAUAAAGUAUUUCAAUGUAAAAAAAA